GGGCGGCCAUGUUUGUAUACAUUCUAUCUCAGGGCUUCAGUUCCCGAACACACCUCCUAACUUGAGCAUCGCCGAGAGAGAGAGAGAGAUCGACGAUCAUCCACAAUGAAGAUUCCUGUCCUAUUGCUGGCGGUUUUGGUUUCUUCGGCUUCUAGUAGCCUUGAAGUCUCUACUGGUACUGCUUCUACUGCUACUCCUACUACUACUAGCUCUACUGCGACUACUACUGCGCCUACUGCUCCUACGACUGAAAGGCCGCCUACUCCUCCUCCUAUUUCAACGUCUACCGAGUCUGCAUGUCAACAGCCGUUCGAAAAGAUUGGAGGACAAUGUCUGCUGGUGGAGAACUUCAGCGUAGGGACAUACAAAGGCAUGACACAAUUCUGCGAUAUGUUCGGAGCUCGAAUUGCCAAAAUACCUGACGCUGACUCUCUGUACCACAUCGCUGACUACCUCUACAGCAACCAACUGACCACCGUUAGCUUUUGGAUUGGAGCCACUGACGAGGCAGCGGAGGGUUCCUGGACGUGGGAGGACGGAUCCAGGGUGUUGAUGGGAACGCCGUUCUGGGCAAACUAUGGAUGCUUAAACAAACAGUCUCCUGACGGGGUCGAGGAGGAAAACUGCGCAGUCUUAGACAAAGACCUUCAUUUCUACUUCAACGAUGUUCCCUGCGACAGUGACUUCGGGGUCAUCUGCGAGGUCGAGUGGUAGGCUGGAUUUUUGAUGUGAUGGAUUUUUGAUGUGAUGGAUUUUUGAUGUGAUGGACUAGUAUAUUCUUGAAGCAUGUUUUGUUCCUCAGGAAUGUUCUAUGUGAUGUACUAUUCUUGAGGAGUUAUUUGUGCUGAUCAAUUAUUCUUGGGGAAUUUUAAACCGGAUUUACUACCGAGGAAUUUUCGAAGUGAUUGACUAUUCUAGACGAUUCUUGAGGAAUUUUAAAUUAGAUGAAGUAUUUUUGAUAACCUUUCCUUGAGGAAUUUUUUCGAGUUUAUGGCUUAUUCUUGAGGGAUUUUAAAUUUGAUGGAGCAUUUUCCAUAACCUAUUUUUGAGGAAUUUUUGAUUUGAGGAACUAUUCUUGAACAAUGUUUGAUGUGACGGCGAAUUCUUUUGAGAAAUUCUUGAUGCAAUGAAUAAUUCUUGAAGAAUUUUUUGAUAUGAUGAACUAUUCUUGGAGGAUUUUCGACUUAUGGAAAGGAUUGUCAUCUUGAAUUCUUAGUUGACAAAAAAAAAAAACCUUCCAGCUUAAUUUGACAUUUUUCUCGAAUUCUAAUCAAGCUACAAAAAAUCUCUAAAUAAUUCUCAAGAAGCUAAAUUGAAAUAUUUUAUAUAAUGCUAAAAAAUGCUUUUUAACUACAUCAGGGGCUGUAGUACAACACAAUGUAAUUUUUUUUGUAAGUGUAAUAAAUUUCGCGUGUUAUU
Messenger RNA from Macrobrachium nipponense, 1419 nucleotides. RefSeq names its product type-2 ice-structuring protein-like. The transcript is spliced from 4 exons. The record is from RefSeq and is a predicted model, not a curated record. NCBI's taxonomy places the organism in Eukaryota, Metazoa, Arthropoda, Malacostraca, Decapoda, Palaemonidae. The coding region runs from base 106 to 714 and encodes 202 amino acids.